CACCAGCUGAAUGCAGAAAUACGGAUAGUGGUUGCCAUCUGGAACAAGUGCUGUGUACACGAUCUCAUUUAGUCCUUAAAAUAACCAGCCCUGUGAAGUUGCCAUUGUUGCCCACUCCUUACAGGUGAAGAAACUUGAGGCUCAGAAGUUAGGUGACAUGGCUAGUCAGUUUGUUGGAUCUAAACUUUGAAAUCAAGGGUGCAAAAAUGCAGAGCAAUAAAACCUUUAACUUGGAGAAGCAAAACCAUACUCCAAGGAAGCAUCAUCAGCAUCACCACCAGCAGCACCACCAGCAGCAACAGCAGCAGCCGCCACCGCCACCGAUACCUGCAAAUGGGCAACAGGCCAGCAGCCAGAAUGAAGGCUUGACUAUCGACCUGAAGAAUUUUAGGAAACCAGGAGAGAAGACCUUCACUCAACGUAGCCGGCUCUUUGUGGGCAAUCUUCCUCCUGACAUCACUGAGGAGGAGAUGAGGAAACUAUUUGAGAAAUAUGGGAAGGCAGGCGAAGUCUUCAUUCAUAAGGAUAAGGGCUUUGGCUUUAUCCGCUUGGAAACACGAACCCUAGCGGAGAUUGCCAAAGUAGAACUGGACAACAUGCCACUCCGUGGAAAGCAGCUGCGUGUGCGCUUUGCCUGCCAUAGUGCAUCCCUUACAGUCCGAAACCUUCCUCAGUAUGUUUCCAAUGAACUGCUGGAGGAAGCCUUUUCGGUGUUUGGCCAGGUGGAAAGGGCUGUGGUCAUCGUGGAUGAUCGAGGAAGGCCCUCAGGAAAAGGCAUUGUUGAAUUCUCAGGGAAGCCAGCUGCUCGGAAAGCUCUGGACAGGUGCAGUGAAGGCUCCUUCCUGCUAACCACAUUUCCCCGGCCUGUGACUGUGGAGCCCAUGGACCAGUUGGAUGAUGAAGAGGGACUUCCAGAGAAGCUGGUUAUAAAGAACCAGCAAUUUCACAAGGAGCGAGAGCAGCCACCCAGAUUUGCACAGCCUGGCUCCUUUGAGUAUGAGUAUGCCAUGCGCUGGAAGGCACUCAUUGAGAUGGAGAAGCAGCAGCAGGACCAAGUGGAUCGCAACAUCAAGGAGGCUCGUGAGAAGCUGGAGAUGGAGAUGGAGGCUGCUCGCCAUGAGCACCAGGUGAUGCUGAUGAGACAGGACUUGAUGAGGCGCCAGGAAGAACUUCGGAGGAUGGAGGAGCUGCACAACCAAGAAGUGCAAAAACGAAAGCAGCUGGAGCUCAGGCAGGAGGAGGAGCGUAGGCGCCGUGAGGAAGAGAUGCGACGGCAACAGGAAGAAAUGAUGCGGCGACAGCAGGAAGGAUUCAAGGGAACAUUCCCUGAUGCGAGAGAACAGGAGAUACGGAUGGGCCAGAUGGCUAUGGGAGGUGCUAUGGGAAUAAACAACAGAGGCGCCAUGCCCCCUGCUCCAGUGCCAGCUGGUACCCCAGCUCCUCCAGGACCUGCCACUAUGAUGCCAGAUGGAACCUUGGGAUUGACCCCACCAACAACUGAACGCUUUGGCCAAGCUGCUACAAUGGAAGGAAUUGGGGCAAUUGGUGGAACCCCUCCUGCAUUCAACCGUGCAGCUCCUGGAGCUGAAUUUGCUCCAAACAAACGUCGCCGAUACUAAUAAAAAUUUCAAUGUCUAGUUUCUCAAAAA
Molecule: messenger RNA, 1649 nt
Organism: Lontra canadensis (Northern American river otter)
Lineage: Eukaryota; Metazoa; Chordata; Mammalia; Carnivora; Mustelidae
Gene: NONO
Product: non-POU domain containing octamer binding
Exons: 11
Coding region: 207-1619 (470 amino acids)
Biological process (GO): regulation of DNA-templated transcription
Cellular component (GO): nucleus
Molecular function (GO): RNA binding
Source: RefSeq, a predicted model, not a curated record